CGCUCGCUUCCUCCUCCAUCAAUUCAAGAGGACUGAGCCCAGAAGCAGCACCCUACUGCACAUCACAGGCUACUGCGGCAGACGGGACGACUUCUGGACACUUUUGUCCAACCCUAAGUUCCGCUGCAGGGAAGGGGCACGACGCGCGCCUCACUUUUCUCCAAAGGGCGCCACUGGGCCACCUCGUGUUAUAUCUCUCCGUGUGGACCGAGCAUAACCAACUGGUCAGAUGCUCUGUGAACUCCAACCCUUCCAUCACUGAAGAAUACCUCUCUCUCUGCAACGAAAAACCAGACGCGCAGACAGACGCAGCAGUCCGUCGUCUCAACAUAAGCGCGCUGCUGCUGUCUCCGAAUCCCUGCACGCCGGAUGUUGCCAGAGAGCCUGUGUCUGUCGUUCUGAAAACAGAUCGUGCCGAUGGAUGGGAUCCAGCCUCCAGAACAUCCGAGGUGAUUUCGAGGAGAAAACGCUCGUGGUUAUUCCCAGGGACUCUGUGGUGUGGUGUUGGAAGCAGCGCCAUGGAGUACAGCCAGUUAGGAAUGUUUGAGAGUGCAGACAAAUGCUGCCGUGAGCACGACCACUGUGUGCAUAUCAUCCGCUCCUUUACCGUGAACUAUGGGAUGUUCAACACCAACCUUUUUACCGUUUCACAUUGUGACUGCGACCAAAGGUUCAGACAGUGUCUCCUCGGUGUGAACGACACCAUAUCUGACAUGGUGGGCUACAGCUUCUUCAACAUCUUGAGGGUGCCCUGCUUCAACCUCGUCCGACAGAAACACUGCACGGAAAAGUCCUGGUGGGGCAGGUGCAAGGUUUCCAAAGAGGCCCCCUAUGCUGUCUUCCAAAGGUCUUUGAGUUACAACACAUCAGUCGUCACAAGCAAACCUGCUGCUGUCCCCAGCAAAGGUGUCCCCGCCGCUUGCAUAGAGGGCUGCUUACCGACGAACCCAAAGAGGAGACCCAAGGUCAAACCCACAGACACGUCUGCUCCGACAGCUGCUCGGUGUAGGCCUAGAGAGCCACCGAGAGGGGAUACUUUCCAACCCAGGAGGAGGGAGGGGAAAGCCUGCCGCAAAAGCAGGAAACAACAUGUGACAGUAUCCGUCCCAAAGCAGCAGACCCCAUCGGGUGUACGCACCACUCCUGCGACCUCAUUACGGAAGAGGCCGCGGGCCAGAGCGCAGUUGGGAACCACCAGAGUUGCUUCUGGGGUCGGCGUCUCAGGUGGUAAAAAUAUUGCUGCUGGGUUGGGGGAGGCAUACGCAAGCUUGGCUACAUCAAAGGCGAUGCCCAGGGCGACAACCAACUCCACACCUUUACCACGGACAACCGUUUCUAAUCCAGAGGUUAGGGUUGCCACAGGGACCACCAUCCGCCCCAAACGUCAGAAGAACGUGCAAAUGAAACCGCGGCGCUGUUCGACUGGGCCGUCUGUCAUCAAAGGCGGACGCAAUCACCCGCGGCGUAAACCUUGUUUGGAAAAAACGGCACUGCCUCACAAAGCAGCUACUAGUAUACCCUUGACAGUUGAAACUGGAUCACCAAGGCAACUGAAAACCGGGGAGAAACAGAGGCCCCAUAGAACGGCCGCGGCAGCGUCAACUACAACGCAAGAGACCCCACCAGGUCUCCCUUCUACGAUUCCGGGAAUAAAAACAUCUGGGAUCCUGAGUGGAAAUAAAGACUCGUUCUGGGAUAAUGGUGACCCUCCAAGGAAUGCCAAUAAAGCACUUGCAGACACUGAUUUAUUAGCAGGCAGAAUGGCCCAUUGCACUGUUCUUAAAGUUUUGGAUGAAUGUAAAUACAGAAUCCCAGCUUUGGAGGAGAAGUAUGGUCUGAAGAAUACAGAGUCAAAGAUUGUCUACCACUGUGAUUGCAUUAUUCGGUUGACUUUUAAGCUGGAACACAUAAAGGCAACCCAGAGAAUUCUCUCACUCCUGGUGGAAUUCGUCUCCACGCGAUGCUUUGAUCUGCCAAUGCAGAAACGAUGUCUCAACCGAAAAAGAUGCGAUGGAUACUUCUCUCAAGCCCCUGCUGCCUUUCAAGGGCUUGAGGAGAAAUUGGAAAAGGACACAGCUGCACAGAAAAGGAUUCUCCAAGAUACAAAGACAGUGAUUCCUGUUCGCUUUUUCAAGCGAUGCCUGAGAACUGUUGCACCUGGCAUUAGCAGAUGACUGCACAUUUCAAUAC
This is a messenger RNA of Gadus chalcogrammus (walleye pollock), 2190 nucleotides long. RefSeq lists its product as uncharacterized. Gene Ontology annotation, biological process: arachidonate secretion; phospholipid metabolic process. The record is from RefSeq and is a predicted model, not a curated record. Gene Ontology annotation, molecular function: A2-type glycerophospholipase activity. NCBI's taxonomy places the organism in Eukaryota, Metazoa, Chordata, Actinopteri, Gadiformes, Gadidae. The transcript is spliced from 8 exons. Bases 519 to 2174 code for a protein of 551 amino acids.